CGGGUCCCACGGUGGUACAGAAACCCCCACGCUCAGUUCCAUGGCUCCUUCCUCUUCCACUCCACCCCACCCCACCCCAUCCCCAUGGGAGAGGAACAGAGCAGCUGACCCACCUUCUUCUUCUUGACUGAGCCGAUCCAGCUCGCCUUCCUCCCUUCCAAACAAUCAGACAGAUCCACUCUUCAUCCUCCUCCGCCGGACCUCCGGUCGAUCCGCCCCGCGGGUGAGGAUUAGGAACCCUCCAUCUGUUUCUUGGAGUUGAUUUUGUGAGGGUUUCUCUAAUUUUCUCCGGUCGAUCCGUCCCGCGGCCUCGUUUCCAUCUUGUUGGGGCUUGGAAGCGGGGCAAGCAGGCGGAGGGGGCGAAGCGAGACAGGAACCAGGCUGGAGGUGGAGUGAGAAGGGGAAGCAGAUAAAAGAAAGUUUGAUCCGGUGAAGCUGAGGAAACUUGGGCCCGUGUUUAAGAAGAUUGGCUCCGUAACUGCUGUCAAUUCCUCCAGUAUAAGGCCACACAAUGACCUUAAUAGAUUUCAUAGAGCUGAGCGAUGAUAACAUUAUUGACUUGAGCAGCGAUGAGGAGACUGUUCAUGAGGAUCAGAUUGCAACUCAACACCGGGCGAUGUUGCUUGAUAAGCAGGGUGUGUUUUUCCUUGCUGGUGAAGGAAGCCAAGGGGUGCAGGCCGUGUUUGUUGCAGCUGGUGAAGGAAGUCAAGAUGAGCAGGCUGUGUUUGUUGCAGCCAAUGAAGGAAGUCAAGAUAGGCAGGCUGUGUUUGUUGCAGCUAGUGAAGGAAGGCAAGAGGCUUCUGAGCCCGGACAUGCUUUGGAAGCUACCGCAUCGUCCAUGAUUAUGGAGGAAGCACCUCUUGUUGCAGCUAGUCAAGGAAGUCAAGAUGUGCAGGUUGUCUCUGUUGCAGCUAGCGAAGGAAGGCAAGAGACUGCUGAGUCCGUACAUGCUUUGGAAGCUACCGCAGUGUCCUUGGUUACGGAAAAACCACCUGUUGAUACGGUUGUGCUCGCUCUCCCACAUGCUGGAUCACUGAAUUGUCUUGGCUCUCCAACAUCAGGGCCAUUCGCUAGUAAAUUCCUCUCGUUCCCCUUUUGUCAUUACAGCCUGACUUCCACCGCUCCGAAGGCUCUGAUGUCUGAAGGUGGCGACACAAAGCUGGUGAGAGCGAAGGUGAAACGUCCUAGGAAGAACCACCAUACCGGCACUCCUAAAGCUGUGACUUCUGAAGGUGGCGACGCAAAGCCCGUGAGACUGAAGACGAAACAUCCUAAGAAGAAGAACCAUACAGAAAAACCACCUGUUGAUACAGUUGUGCUCGCUCUCCCACAUGUUGGAUCACCGAAUUGUCUUGGCUCUCCAACAUCAGGGCCAUUCGCUAGCUUGACUUCCACCCCUCCGAAGGCUCUGACGUCUGAAGGUGGCGACACAAAGCUGGUGAGAGCGAAGGUGAAACGUCCUAGGAAGAACCACCAUACCGGCACUCCUAAAGCUGUGACUUCUGAAGGUGGCGACGCAAAGCUCGUGAGACUGAAGACGAAACAUCCUAAGAAGAAGAACCAUACAGAAAAACCACCUCUUGGUACGGCUGUCCUCGCUCUCCCACAUGCCGAGUCGCCGAAUUGUCCUCACACAUCAGCGCCAUUCCCCAUGAUCUGCUGCAGGCCUAACUUGCACUAGCCCGAAGGCUCUGUCCUCAGAAGGUGGCGACGCAAAUCUGAUGAGUGGGAAGGUGAAACAUCGUACGAAGAACUACCGACCCUGCAAACUAACUCCUUAGACUGAAUCUUUCUAGCUACUGUUGCUGUAGUUCAUCUCAUAGGUAACCACUCUUAUUGUAUCCGUACUGGGAUCGGAGCUCGUGUUGCCCCCAUCUCUCUGCAUUCCUCUAGAAUGUCAGUUGUGGGUGAUUUUUGGGCUGGUUUUGUCAAGCACGUCAUUAGGUGGUAUUUUGGUGAACCUGGAAAUGGCGCGCAGCUGCUGUUAUCUGGGAGCUUAGGAAACUACUUAGAAUUUAGACUUUUUUGCCAUCCUGUCUCCAGGCUGAGAUGUAACCAAACCAACAAUAGAUUGCAAUUUGUGAGAGCAAUUGCAUUUUGAUUUUUUGUGAAAAAAGUGUGUUUUGGCUUUGGCAGAUGAAGGCUGAAGCUAUAUAUAUAGUUUAGUUCUGUUCAUAGAUGAAUGUACUAGUGUGAGUGUAACUUGCACGCCUGGUAAUGUUAUGCAUGACAUAAGUGCUAUUUGCUGUGGUUAAGAAUACAAGCUUUUGGAGCAUUA
Molecule: messenger RNA, 2278 nt
Organism: Triticum aestivum (bread wheat)
Lineage: Eukaryota; Viridiplantae; Streptophyta; Magnoliopsida; Poales; Poaceae
Exons: 6
Coding region: 512-1681 (389 amino acids)
Source: RefSeq, a predicted model, not a curated record